Molecule: messenger RNA, 1686 nt
Organism: Lepisosteus oculatus (spotted gar)
Lineage: Eukaryota; Metazoa; Chordata; Actinopteri; Semionotiformes; Lepisosteidae
Biological process (GO): temperature homeostasis; positive regulation of transmission of nerve impulse; eating behavior
Cellular component (GO): perinuclear region of cytoplasm
Molecular function (GO): type 1 orexin receptor binding; type 2 orexin receptor binding; neuropeptide hormone activity
Source: RefSeq, a predicted model, not a curated record
CUGGGUGCACACACAUUCCAGUGCCUCUGAUCGGGGGGUGCAUGUGAUUGGGAAGCCUUCUCCUUUCCUAGAGAUGCAGUGAGAGUCAGCCAACUCAGCCACUUACUCGGCUUGGCAGAGGCUGCCCGUCUUAUCACACUCUCGUUUUUCCGUUUUUGUGGGCUAUAGAUCUCCGACAUGCAUUUUCAUCAGCGCACAACCUGGACUCUCGGCACUACAAGACAGGACAUGUUUGCCGCACUGCUGCUCUUCGUCCUCCUCUCCCUCUGCCCGCCCCUGUGCCAGGCGUUCCCCCGGUGUUGCCGCACGCGCCAGUGUCACUGCCGUCUGCUGGAUUUGCUGAUGGGCCCCGGCAACCACGCCGCUGGCAUCCUGACCCUGGGUCGACGCAGCGCGGGUACCAUUGACUUCUACACGCCUCCCACACUGCCCAGCAGUGCACACAAGACCAAUGUUGCGAACCCUCAUGAGAGACAUGCGGGUGUGCCUCUGGCUGGCAGGGUCUAUACCAGGCAGACCCCAUUUUUUACUGAAAACCCCCUCUCCCUAAGAGCCUCUGGGCAUCACUCGAGUAUUCUCAUAAAGCCCAACGGAAAUCAUGGUCUUCUAACAAGCAAAGUAUUAGAUGACAGGCUACUAAAGAACCCCAGAAGCUAUCAGGGCAUAUUUGUGACAAAGAAUGAUAAAACCAGCCUCACAACAACUCUCAUUAAAGACCCCAGCCUUCUCUGGCAGCUGGCCCAUGACUCCCUAUCCAGGGAUCACGCAGCAAAGCUCCAGGUGCCUCAUCUCAGAAUCCUGAUUGUCCGCCAACACCACGCCAAAAACAGAGGAACAGAGAGUAAAGCUGGUGGCACCAUGCUUACAGUGAGCUCUCUCAGCAGAUGCCUUAACGUUGGGCUGGGAAGGGUAAGACAGAGGGAGGCAGGGGCAUGGGAUCUGGCUCUGCGGAGGCAAGGAGUGACAGGGCCCGUGUUCUUAAAGGCAUGAGCAAGUGAAGUGGGCAGACUAGCUUCCAUUUCUUUCUUCUGUCUUGUGGAGGCUGGGGUAUGCCUACACCCCUGACAGCUGGUAAAGGCUUUGAAAUAAUGGGAAUUAUUCAAACUCCUGGUUUUACCUGGGUAUACUGCAGGACCCUAAACGCUUCCCUUCACUUCUGCUAAUAUCCCAAACCUGGCCUGUGCUAACCACCUCUAUGCUGCACCCUUGCUCAAACUACUGAUCCAAUUUAAACUGCUCUAGUUCCAUUUAAUGAAAAGGUGGAAUGCUUCACUUUUGUUUAAUUAAAAAAAAGUUAUUUUUUUUAAUUAAAAAACCUGAACCUUACUCAUUGUGGAUGUCACUUUACCUCAAACAAGCAAGCUCUCCUGCCUCUGCCUCUUUUUUCUCAUUUUGGUGUUGCCUCCCUCAAACUGAUUUGUCUAGUGUUCUGAGAAGUGGGACAGUACUGCCAGUUGCAGCCCUGAAGUGACCAGCAGGCCCAGUGCCAGAAUAGUCCCAAUGUAUUCCCCUGCUGAGAGCCCUAAUACUCUUCUCUCUGGUGCCAAAGGAGUUCUCCUCUACCCCCACCAUUACAGAAUAGCAUGGUGUUACUUUCAAAGCAAAAAAGAAGCAAAUUUUUAUUGUAUCUAUAGUUCAGUAUCUGAUUUGUACUCUUUUUGUGAUUCAUUCAGUCUUUAUAAAUCA